GCUGUUUAUAUUCGUUGGUCGCUGAUAAAAUGUCAACUACUAUUGUACAAUAUAUUUUGCUCCGGAGCGAUUUAUUAAAAGAUUUAGGUUGGUCAGUGGGAUCAUUAGUAGCACAAGCAUGCCAUGCUUCUUCUGCAGUGUUACAUUUAUUUAAAGAUGAUGAAUAUACUGUAAAAUAUUUAAAUGAUCUAGAUAAUAUGCAUAAAGUAGUACUAGAAGUUCCUAAUGAAGAAACAUUGAGGAAAAUAGCAGAAAAAUUAAAGGAAAAUUCAAUCGAUCACAAAUUGUGGAUUGAACAGCCUGAAAAUAUCCCUACAUGUUUAGCAUUUAAGCCAUAUCCUAAAGAAGAAAUAAAAAAAUAUAUGGCAACAAUAAACAAAACUAAUGAGCUAAUGACAGAAGAAGAGAAGCAAACAAUUGUAGAAUUCGUAGAAACUGUAAUAAAAUUGUGAUGAAAAGUAAGAGUUAUUUGUAAUUUGAAUUUUUGUGUACUGCAAAGUAUAGUGCUUAUAAUCACCUAAU
Molecule: messenger RNA, 522 nt
Organism: Papilio machaon (common yellow swallowtail)
Lineage: Eukaryota; Metazoa; Arthropoda; Insecta; Lepidoptera; Papilionidae
Product: putative peptidyl-tRNA hydrolase PTRHD1
Exons: 3
Coding region: 30-452 (140 amino acids)
Molecular function (GO): peptidyl-tRNA hydrolase activity
Source: RefSeq, a predicted model, not a curated record